AGCUACUUUUGUAUUACUUCAAUAGUAUCACGUGGAUAACAGCGCUGAAAAUAGUCGCAACCUUUCUCCGUUCCCAACAAGUGUUAUUAAGUAAAAUAUCAUCAAAAAUGCGUGAAAUAGUUCAUCUCCAGGCGGGACAGUGCGGCAAUCAGAUCGGCUCUAAGUUCUGGGAGAUAAUAUCUGACGAGCACGGUAUCGACCCGACCGGCGUGUACCGAGGCAACAGCGACUUACAGCUGGACAGAAUCCAGGUGUAUUACAAUGAAGCAGCAGAUGGUAACCGUUACGUGCCGCGAGCGGUGCUCGUGGACUUGGAGCCGGGCACCAUGGACUCUAUCAGGGGCUCGAGCCACGGGAGACUGUUCCGACCUGAUAACUACGUGUUUGGUCAGAGCGGAGCCGGAAACAACUGGGCGAAGGGCCACUAUACGGAGGGCGCGGAAUUGAUUGACUCUGUCAUGGACGUGGUGAGGAAGGAGGCGGAGCCUUGCGACUGUUUACAAGGAUUCCAGUUAACUCACUCGCUUGGCGGCGGCACGGGCUCGGGGCUCGGCACGCUGCUGCUCAGCAAACUACGAGAGGAGUACCCGGACAGGAUCGUCAACACGUUCAGUGUCACGCCUUCACCUAAGGUGUCUGACACAGUGGUGGAGCCUUACAACGCGACGCUGUCCGUCCAUCAGCUCGUGGAGAACACGGACGAGACCUUCUGCAUCGACAACGAGGCGCUCUACGACAUCUGCUUCCGGACCCUGAGACUUGCAACACCCACGUAUGGUGACCUCAACCAUUUGGUGUCGUUGACUAUGUCCGGAGUGACCACUUGUCUCCGAUUCCCGGGACAGUUGAACGCGGACCUCCGCAAGUUGGCCGUCAACAUGGUGCCCUUCCCACGACUGCACUUCUUUAUGCCCGGGUUCGCUCCCCUCACCGCUCGCAACAGCCAGGAGUACCGAGCGCUUACAGUUGCCGAGCUCACACAGCAGAUGUUUUCUCCCGUCAACAUGAUGGCGGCGUGUGACCCUCGCCGCGGCCGUUACCUCACCGUGGCAGCCAUCUUCAGAGGACGAGUCAGCACCAAAGAGGUGGAGGAACAAAUGAUCAGCGCUCAGGACAAGAACAGCAGCUACUUCGUUGAGUGGAUACCAAAUAAUGUGAAGGUUGCUGUGUGUGACGUCCCUCCACGCGGCCUCAAAAUGGCUGCCACCUUCGUUGGGAACACGACCGCUAUACAGGAAAUAUUCAAAAGAAUCUCUGAACAGUUCACGUUAAUGUUUAGGAGGAAGGCCUUCCUUCAUUGGUACACGGGCGAGGGGAUGGACGAGAUGGAGUUCACCGAGGCGGAAAGCAACAUGAACGAUCUGGUCUCCGAGUACCAACAGUACGAGGAAGUGGGAGUUGAAGACGAAUUUGAUGAACAAGAAGAAACACAGGAAGAGGAAUAUCCUGACGAAUAAAAAAAAAUUGUAUAACCUGUAUAAUGUGCUAUGUAGUACCUAUAUAUAAACAUUUAUAAUCUGUGACAUUUUGCUAACUUGAAAUGGCGGCAAAUUGUCUUCCAACGGUUAGAAAGAAAAAUUUUUUUUUGGAAAUAGGCUAUAAUUAAUAAAAUUAAGGUGUUGAUACUAAUUAUUAUUUAUUUUCUGUGACAUAUGUAGAUAAAUAAAACAAGAAUUUGUA
Molecule: messenger RNA, 1680 nt
Organism: Danaus plexippus (monarch butterfly)
Lineage: Eukaryota; Metazoa; Arthropoda; Insecta; Lepidoptera; Nymphalidae
Product: tubulin beta chain-like
Exons: 12
Coding region: 108-1457 (449 amino acids)
Biological process (GO): microtubule cytoskeleton organization; mitotic cell cycle
Cellular component (GO): cytoplasm; microtubule
Molecular function (GO): GTPase activity; structural constituent of cytoskeleton; GTP binding
Source: RefSeq, a predicted model, not a curated record